Colletotrichum phormii is the source of this 870-nucleotide messenger RNA. RefSeq lists its product as uncharacterized. The record is from RefSeq and is a predicted model, not a curated record. The transcript is spliced from 2 exons. Lineage: Eukaryota; Fungi; Ascomycota; Sordariomycetes; Glomerellales; Glomerellaceae. The coding region runs from base 1 to 870 and encodes 289 amino acids.
AUGACCGGUACAGCGAUCGAACACCUAGCAAAUGGGAGAGCGCCCUCUUUCCCCCGGGGGUCUCACCUAUGCCUGGGAUCCGGCACUAUCGUAAAAGUUCAAGUCCAAUGCAAAUACCAGUGGAGGAAGGCACAAUGGGGUGUCCUUGGUCCUAGCAGACAUCCUGCCGGUAUAGUUUACAUCGAUAUAACAAUCAAGCAACCCCCGGGACACACUCCCAGUAACGCCACUGUGCUCAUUACUUUGAGCGAGCAAAAUACACUUGGACUCGACGCUAGAGGUGGUAGACGAACACAAAGGCACGUUCGAACGUCGUUAGAAUCAGAUUAUGCGGUACAAGUGACAGAGUUCUUUGGGCCCCAGUUUCUCACAGGUCCAAGAAUUGUCACUUCGGAGAUCAGGGCGAGGGCUUUCGAACCCACGCUUGGAGCUGGGGGCUUCUUUGAAUUAGGGGGAAUGGGAACUCGUCAGAGUAAGAUGAGAGAGGUUAUCGACAGCUGGACUUUCAAAGGAACGGUAAAGCGGGCAAAGAACGGAGAAGGGUUCCGGUCUCUCGAGUGGGAGCUCAACGAAAGCGAAAUAUACAACAAUCCAUUUCGAAAACACAACUUCCAUACCGGCUUUGCGUUCGAACACAGCGGAAGACCGAUCAUCAUGUGCGUUGAAGUCGAGGGUCGUCUCAAAAGCAAGAUGCGGCAAAGCAGACACAAGCUUCUGCGCUUCUGCUCGAAGUCAGGCGACACUGACAACUCGAUGACAACCGAGAUCGAUCUAUCUUCGGCAACAUCGGUCUUCAAGAAACAGCUCGACGGGAUUGCACACGGUCUGAACAUGGCAAUGCAGAAGGAAACCACGAUGACUCCCCGGUAG